Cooperia oncophora is the source of this 294-nucleotide messenger RNA. Lineage: Eukaryota; Metazoa; Nematoda; Chromadorea; Rhabditida; Trichostrongylidae. The record is from the annotation of a GenBank genome assembly.
AUGUCUUCUAGUGGUGGCUGCGGUGAGGCUUCUGAAAAUGUCACGGAAGCUGAAGAAGAAAUGAGAAGGCAAAUGGAGCAGAAACGUGAAAUGGACAGCCCUUUGGGUCCCCUUGAUCCGUCCAGGAUUACCCAUAUGGUUGUUGAUCAAGUCGGUCUUGCAGGUCCAUCUGUGCGCCCGGAUAAUAAAGCUUUCAUGGUCCCGGGGCCGCCCUGUCAGCAAUGGCCUCAUGCUUCACCAGUUUAUAGUCCAUCAGUGAUGUCGUCCCCAUCUAGAGAGUUCGGAACCGGUUAA